Messenger RNA from Wallemia ichthyophaga EXF-994, 1083 nucleotides. Its product is annotated as UBX domain-containing protein 3. Gene Ontology annotation, cellular component: cytosol; nucleus. Gene Ontology annotation, molecular function: ubiquitin binding. NCBI's taxonomy places the organism in Eukaryota, Fungi, Basidiomycota, Wallemiomycetes, Wallemiales, Wallemiaceae. The transcript is spliced from 4 exons. The record is from RefSeq and is a predicted model, not a curated record. Gene Ontology annotation, biological process: autophagosome assembly; nuclear membrane reassembly; proteasome-mediated ubiquitin-dependent protein catabolic process. The coding region runs from base 1 to 1083 and encodes 360 amino acids.
AUGUCUUCUCCAUCAAUUGACCAGAUCAUUGGAAUCACAGGAACUGAUCAACAAACCGCAGAGCAACUCCUUGAAGCAACGAAUGGUGAUGCACAGUCGGCGUUGGAUUUGUUUUACGCAGAUGAUUUCAGCGCUGCAGCACAGCCACAGCCUAUGGCUGAAUCUAGAGAUACACAACGUCAGCACUCAGGUCCUACCACUCUCGGUGGAGCACCUGCUGAACCUUUACCUUCUGGAUGGGGCCAACGUAAGCAGAAGCCGGAAUCUUCCAAGAAGGGAAAGAAAUCGUCUGGUAUCGCAACACUCAAAGAUGUCAACAAUGACGACGACAGCGAUGACGAGGAAGAUCCUGGUAAACGUGAGAAGCUCUACGCUGGUGGUGAAAGAUCCGGUCUGAGUGUUCAAGGACCUUCAAAGGGUGGCCCUAGAGGACCGAAUGACAUAGUUGGUGAUAUAAUGAAGAAAGCAGCAGAUUCAAAUGAAGAAGCUAGCGAGACUUUGACAAAGUCUAACAAAGAACAGCCUAAUGCUUUUUCUGGUAGAGGAAAUAGACUUGGUUCAGAGGAAGAGCCUGUCGAUAGCAAUCAAGGCAAUUCAUUUGAAACCGAUGAUGAUUGGGAGGAAGUAGAUGACGAGGAACCAGUUAAUAGAAGUCUCACAUUCUGGAGAGAUGGAUUUAGUAUUGAUGAUGGUUCAUUGAUGCGUUACGAUGAGCAUCAAGAGACAUUAGACGCGCUCAACUCUGGGCGUGCACCACUUUCAUUGCUAAACAUAAGAUUUGGACAGAGAGUGAACCUUGGCGUUAGUCAGAGGACAGAUGAGGAUUACGUGGCACCACCAAAGGUUUUUAAGCCAUUCGAGGGAGCAUCUGGACAGAGAUUGGGUGCACCAGUUACUGCAUCAAUUAGGCAACCAGAGAGAGCAUCAGCAAGUGCACCAACAAGUAUAGGAGAAAAAGUAAAGGUUGAUGAGAGUAAACCAACGACGCGAGUUCAAGUAAGAUUGAAUGAUGGUAGCAGAACAGUAGUUAGAUUGAAUACAGAUCAUACGAUAGAUAAUCUCAGACAGGAAAUCGAAAGGUGA